Selaginella moellendorffii is the source of this 1576-nucleotide messenger RNA. Its product is annotated as eukaryotic translation initiation factor 2 subunit 3, Y-linked. Gene Ontology annotation, molecular function: GTP binding; GTPase activity; translation initiation factor activity. Lineage: Eukaryota; Viridiplantae; Streptophyta; Lycopodiopsida; Selaginellales; Selaginellaceae. The record is from RefSeq and is a predicted model, not a curated record. Bases 79 to 1479 code for a protein of 466 amino acids. Gene Ontology annotation, cellular component: cytosol; eukaryotic translation initiation factor 2 complex. The transcript has 7 exons. Gene Ontology annotation, biological process: positive regulation of translational fidelity; formation of translation preinitiation complex.
UGGGAAUUAGGGCAAACAGAGCAGAGGGUUUUGUGGUUCGGGCAUUUCGGACAGGCGGCGCAAGCGCGGCAGGGCACAAUGUCGUCGUCGCGGCGAGCAUUGACGGAGCAAGAUUUGUCAAAGCUGGAUGCAGCGAAGCUCACUCCACAGUCGCCAGAGGUCAUCUCGAGGCAAGCCACGAUCAAUAUCGGCACCAUUGGGCAUGUGGCGCACGGCAAAUCCACAGUCGUCAAGGCGAUCUCUGGCGUCCAGACUGUCCGCUUCAAGAAUGAAUUGGAGCGUAACAUCACAAUCAAGCUCGGCUAUGCGAAUGCGAAGAUUUACAUGUGUGAAGACGAGCGAUGCCCUCGGCCGAAAUGCUACAAAGCUUACGGGAGUGGCAAGGAAGAUAGUCCCUUUUGUGACGUUCCUGGAUUCGAGAACUGCCGGAUGGUGCUCAAGAGGCAUGUGUCUUUCGUGGAUUGUCCUGGACAUGAUAUUCUCAUGGCUACGAUGCUUAAUGGUGCUGCGAUCAUGGACGGCGCUUUGCUUUUGAUUGCCAGCAACGAAAGCUGCCCGCAGCCGCAAACUUCCGAGCAUCUUGCGGCUGUGGAGAUCAUGCGCUUAAAGCACAUUAUCAUUCUCCAAAACAAGAUCGACUUGAUCCAGGAAAGCGUGGCACUUAACCAAUAUGAUGCCAUCAAGAAGUUUAUCCAGGGCACCGUCGCCGAUAACGCUCCAGUGGUGCCUGUUUCAGCGCAACUCAAGUACAACGUCGACGUUGUUUGUGAAUACAUCGUGAAGAAGAUUCCCAUUCCGGAGCGUGACUUCAUCUCCCCACCAAACAUGAUUGUCAUCAGAUCUUUCGACGUGAACAAGCCGGGAGCGGAGGUGGACGAAAUCAAGGGCGGAGUGGCUGGCGGGAGUAUUCUCAGGGGUGUUCUAAAGCUGGGACAGAAGGUGGAAGUCCGUCCCGGGAUCGUGGCAAAGGAUGACAAAGGAAACAUCAAAUGCACACCGAUCUUCUCCCGAAUCGUCUCGCUCUUUGCGGAGCAGAACGAGCUCCAGUUCGCGGUGCCUGGAGGCCUCAUCGGUGUCGGCACGACGAUCGAUCCGACGCUCACUCGGGCUGACAGACUCGUCGGUCAGGUGCUUGGAGAAGUGGGAGCUCUUCCGGACGUGUUUGUAGAGCUCGAGGUGAACUUCUUUCUAUUGCGUCGGCUCCUGGGAGUAAGAACUAAAGGGUCGGAGAAGCAAGAGAAGGUCUCCAAGCUCGCCAAAGGAGAGAUGUUGAUGCUCAACAUCGGAUCAAUGUCGACGGGAGCUCGCGUCCUGGCCGUGAAGAACGAUCUGGCCAAGCUCCAACUCACGUCCCCGGUUUGCACGAGCAAAGGCGAGAAAGUGGCAUUGAGCCGGAGAGUGGAGAAGCACUGGCGUUUGAUCGGCUGGGGACAAAUCCAAGCCGGCAUGACCAUCGACAUCCCUGCGGUAUCAGUUUAACGGAAAAAAUAAGUCAAAAGAGAUUAAAUGAGAGAGUUUCCUUUAAAUAUUUUUGUCAAUGAGUGUUCAACGAAUAUUCCAACAAACUCCUUUAUUU